AUGGUUCGUGAGUUGAGAGAGAGCAGUGCGAGACUGAAAGCUGUGGGGCAGGACCCCCUGCCUGGUGCGCUGCGAUUGGCCGAGGCUGCCAAAGCUCAGGUUCGGGAUAAGGCUCGGAGUAAGGGGGGUCGCGUUAGGAAUGGAGGCUUGCGCGAAGGAAGGAAGGAGAGGGUGGAUUUGGAACAGGUGAGGGAGGAGGAGGAGGAGGAGGAGGAGGAGGAGGAGGAGGAGGAGGAGGAGGAGGAGGAGGAGGAGGAGGAGGAGGAGGAGGAGGGUGGGGAUGAGAGGAGGUGGUCUGAUGAUGACGGGGGGGAGUUGGAGGAAACGCCAGAGCCAGCUCAACCCCAAGGCCCCAACGACCGGCAUGGCCGGACCAGCAUGCCCGCCUCAGUGCACCUACGCACGCCCUCCGCCCCCCGCCUCUCCCCUCUCAACCUGCAUGGUGGCGCUGCUGCUAGGGGGGGUUCGGGGCAGGGUGUGAGGCGGGGAGGAACUGUGACCCCGACCGGGAAGCUGCGGAGGCGAAAGCGGCCGUUCAGUGCAGAGGAGACAGACACACUCAAGAUUGGCGUCAUGAGGUUUGGCAAGUCAUGGAGUGCAAUCAUGCACGAAUACGCCGAUUUCGUGUGCGGCCCGGGUAACUUCCUCUAUGGAAAGUUCACCGACCCUAAGGACCCUUACAAGGAGCCUGCCGAUCCCCUGUUCGAGGCUUAUUUCACCCCCGGUCAGAUGUACAACUACGAGAAGGACAAUGUUACCGAUGACAAGAUUCUCACCCCCCAGCUCGAUUGCUACAAGGUCUGCGACUCGUACAACAUGAAACUGCCCAGCAACUUCAACUCGGCGAACAAGGCCAAGUACUGGAUGUUCGAGGAGACUUGCCUCGAGGGUACCGGCGGUAUCUGCACGUGCUACAACAAGCUUCAGUGCAAGGACGACCACAGCUACAGCUCCAAGUGGAUGGAGCCCGCGCGCGGCGUCGGCACCGUCGACUACGAGGUUCCCGCCAACUUCACCGUCGGCGAGCUUUGCGACGGCAAGAACAAGGGUGAUCCUCACUUCACUGGCGCUGACGGCUCCCACUUCGACUUCUCCGGCAAGCCUAACCGCAACUACGCGCUUAUCUCCGACCCGCACUUCCAGCUCAACGGCUUCUUCGGCGGCCGCUACUCCCGCUGGAACGGCGACGUCAAGGCGCUCACCUGGAUCCGCUCCGUCGGCAUCAUGGCCGGCCACCACACGCUCGUCCUCGAGGCGCGCCGCGGCGCGGACGCCGAGUAUCUCAACGGCUACCUCGCCCGCGUUGUUGUCGACGGUGUCCCCGUCGAGAUCACCGUUCCCGGCACCACCGUGGAGCUCUGGGAGGGCGCUACUCUCCGGUGGGAGGCGGCUCGCGAGCUGAGCGGUACCGAUCUCGUUGACGUGUACGAUGUCAAGAUCGGCAGCGUUGCCACCAUCCGCCUGACCCUCAGGCCCGAGGUCAAGAACCUGCGCACCGCCACCGACGGAGCGGUUCACUUCGGUCUGGAUGUGCUUUCGUCGUCCUUCUCCAAGGCCGUGCACGGUGUUCUGGGCCAGACCUUCCGCCCCGACUUCUCUGGCCGACUUGCUCAGCAGAAGCUGCAGUGGAGCGACCUCCUCGGUGUGAUGGUUGUUCCCGGCGACAACGCCGAGGGUUUCAUCGACGGCGGCAUGGAUGACUACGAGGUGUCGGACCUGCUCAAGAACGACUGCAAGUUCUGCCGCUUCCAGCGCGCCGAGUCGAUCGACGAUGAGAUGUCGAUCGCCAUGAACAUGAUGGGCUCGGCUGUCGGCGGUGGCCUCCCCGCUGCCCCCCGCAAGUUCCUCGACACUUACUAA
Closterium sp. Yama58-4 is the source of this 1860-nucleotide messenger RNA. Lineage: Eukaryota; Viridiplantae; Streptophyta; Zygnematophyceae; Desmidiales; Closteriaceae. The record is from the annotation of a GenBank genome assembly.